CAGCCGCGCUGCGCGCACCGCGGGCUCCGGGCUCAGAAGUGCGGACGCCCGGCUCCCGGCGUGGACGCCAUGGUGCUGUGCCCGGUGAUUGGGAAGCUGCUGCACAAGCGCGUGGUGCUGGCCAGCGCCUCCCCACGCCGUCAGGAGAUCCUCAGCAACGCGGGUCUCAGGUUUGAGGUGGUCCCCUCCAAGUUUAAAGAGAAGCUGGACAAAGCCUCCUUCGCUACUCCGUAUGGGUACGCCAUGGAGACCGCCAAGCAGAAGGCCCUGGAGGUGGCCAACCGGCUGUACCAGAAAGACCUGCGGGCCCCCGACGUGGUCAUUGGAGCGGACACGAUCGUGACAGUCGGGGGGCUGAUUCUGGAGAAGCCGGUGGACAAGCAGGACGCCUACAGGAUGCUGUCCCGGUUGAGUGGGAGAGAACACAGCGUGUUCACAGGUGUCGCGAUCGUCCACUGCUCCAGCAAAGACCAUCAGCUGGACACCAGGGUCUCGGAAUUCUACGAGGAAACGAAGGUGAAGUUCUCGGAGCUGUCCGAGGAGCUGCUCUGGGAAUACGUCCACAGCGGGGAGCCCAUGGACAAAGCUGGCGGCUACGGGAUCCAGGCCCUGGGCGGCAUGCUGGUGGAGUCCGUACACGGGGACUUUCUGAACGUGGUGGGAUUCCCGCUGAACCACUUCUGCAAGCAGCUGGUGAAGCUCUACUACCCGCCCCGUCCGGAGGACCUGCGGCGGAGUGUCAAGCACGACUCCAUCCCGGCCGCGGACACCUUCGAAGACCUCAGUGACGUGGAGGGGGGCGGCUCGGAGCCCACUCAGAGGGACGCGGGCAGCCGCGAUGAGAAGGCCGAGGCGGGAGAGGCGGGACAGGCCACGGCAGAGGCUGAGUGUCACAGGACUCGGGAGACCCUGCCUCCGUUCCCGACACGCCUCCUGGAGCUGAUUGAGGGCUUUAUGCUAUCCAAGGGCCUGCUCACCGCUUGCAAACUGAAGGUGUUCGAUUUGUUAAAAGAUGAAGCACCCCAGAAGGCUGCGGAUAUUGCCAGCAAAGUGGACGCCUCUGCGUGUGGAAUGGAGAGGCUUCUGGACAUCUGUGCUGCCAUGGGGCUCCUGGAGAAGACAGAGCAAGGUUACAGUAACACAGAGACAGCGAACGUCUACCUGGCAUCGGAUGGCGAAUACUCUCUGCACGGCUUCAUCAUGCACAAUAAUGACCUCACAUGGAACCUCUUUACAUACCUGGAGUUUGCCAUCCGAGAGGGAACAAACCAGCACCACAGGGCGUUGGGGAAGAAGGCGGAAGAUCUGUUCCAGGAUGCGUACUACCAGAGCCCGGAGACGCGGCUGAGGUUCAUGCGGGCCAUGCACGGCAUGACGAAGCUGACUGCGUGCCAGGUGGCCACGGCCUUCAAUCUGUCCCGCUUCUCCUCCGCCUGCGACGUGGGAGGCUGCACGGGUGCACUGGCCCGAGAGCUGGCCCGUGAGUACCCUCGUAUGCAGGUGACUGUGUUUGACCUCCCAGACAUUAUCGAGCUGGCCGCCCACUUCCAACCCCCCGGACCGCAGGCAGUGCAGAUCCACUUCGCAGCAGGUGACUUUUUCAGGGACCCCCUCCCCAGCGCUGAGCUGUACGUCCUGUGCCGGAUCCUGCAUGACUGGCCAGACGACAAAGUCCACAAGUUACUCAGCAGGGUCGCCGAGAGCUGCAAGCCAGGGGCCGGCCUGCUGCUGGUGGAGACGCUCCUGGAUGAGGAGAAGAGGGUGGCGCAGCGCGCCCUGAUGCAGUCACUGAACAUGCUGGUGCAGACUGAAGGCAAGGAGCGGAGCCUGGGCGAGUAUCAGUGCUUGCUGGAGCUGCACGGCUUCCACCAGGUGCAGGUGGUGCACUUGGGGGGUGUCCUGGAUGCCAUCUUGGCCACCAAAGUGGCCCCCUGAAGCCCAGGCAGCAUGUUCAUUAUAGGGAUGUCCUCCCCCAGGCUGCAGGUGGACCGCCCGGUCCCCAAGUACCAUAGGACAGUCACAUAGGAGCGUGUAGUCGUGACUGAAUAAAGAAAGCAAAAGCCUG
This is a messenger RNA of Homo sapiens (human), 2065 nucleotides long. It is a transcript of the gene ASMTL, whose product is annotated as acetylserotonin O-methyltransferase like. The transcript is spliced from 13 exons. NCBI's taxonomy places the organism in Eukaryota, Metazoa, Chordata, Mammalia, Primates, Hominidae. Gene Ontology annotation, molecular function: dTTP diphosphatase activity; nucleoside triphosphate diphosphatase activity; methyltransferase activity. The coding region runs from base 70 to 1935 and encodes 621 amino acids. The record is from RefSeq and is marked reviewed.